Rotaria sp. Silwood2 is the source of this 588-nucleotide messenger RNA. The record is from the annotation of a GenBank genome assembly. Lineage: Eukaryota; Metazoa; Rotifera; Eurotatoria; Philodinida; Philodinidae.
AUGUAUGGUCAUGUUGCUCAAUUGUCAUCCAGCAUUCGGGCUGGUGUAGAGAGCAUCGGUUGUGAAUGUCGAGUUUUUCAAGUAGCUGAGACAUUGCCAGAUGAUGUCUUAAGCAAAAUGUAUGCUCCGCCUAAGAAUAAACAUGUGCCAAUCAUUCGUCCUGAACAAAUGACCGAGGCUGAUGGUUUUCUUUUCGGUAUUCCAACACGUUUCGGCACCAUUCCAGCUCAGAUCAAGGCAUUUUUCGACGCAUGCGGUGGCCACUGGCUUUCUGAUGCACUUAUUGGCAAGCCGGCUGGCGUUUUCUUCUCAACGGCGACGCUUGGUGGUGGCCAAGAGACAACUGCUCUUUCUUGUAUACCAUUUUUUACUCAUCUUGGCAUGCCUUUUGUUCCUCUUGGAUACAAAAAUAAAGCUCUCAUGAAUCUUGAAGAAAUUCACGGUGGAUCGCCAUACGGAGCUGGAACACUUGCUGGUACAAAAGGUGAACGGCAACCGUCACAACUUGAACUUCAAGUUGCUGAGACACAGGGUAGCGAAUUUGGCAAAUUUCUUAGCAAAUUAGUUAAUGGGACAUCCUCUACAUGA